AUGAAAUAUGAAAAAACUCAAUACACUUAAGUUUAGAAAUAACUAAGCAACGAAUCUAAAGAUCUGUAAGAAAGACUUGAGUAUAUCAAGAAGGCCAUUGAAAAAUACCAAUAUAAUAUUCAAAAAAAGGAUUUAUCAGCUCAUUAGGCUUCAAAUCUAAAAAGAGGAGUGGAGAAUAUAUUUUCACAAGAAAUGUUAAAAAUGGUGAUCAAGCAUACACCUACCACAGAGGAGAGUUUUAUUGAGUUGUAUAAAAGAUACUUUGGAGAGGAAGAAGAUGAAAAUGGGGAAUGUGAAUUUACUUUAGAUUAAAAAAAGGAGGUCAAAAUAUUUACUGAAUGCGGAUUCACUUAGAUGGUGGUAGACGAGAUCGCACAUUUUAUUUAAAUGGAGUAGCAUAUCAAUAAAAUACAGAGUUAAGCUAUUAGUCCAAAGCAGAAAGCUACUUAAUAAUCAUAAAAAUCUAUCAAAGAAUCAGCCUGGGAAAUUACUCAUUCUCAAAGCCAAAGCAGUAGUAGAAGCAGUAAUGCAUUUGAUUAGCUGUUUUCUUAAUAAUUAUCAUCCAAUUAUAAUGAACAAGUAAUCUAAAGAAAAGAUAAACCUUGUAUAUCAGACAAUAAAGUCUAAGUGCAUUAGGAGAUAAUUGUAGAAGAUGAUGAUGAUGAUGAUAUUUUGUUAAACUGCUUCUAAAAAGAAGAUUUGAUGACCAGUUAAAGUGAUAACCUUGAUGCUCUUGAUCUUGAAUAAUAUAUAUCUGAUUGA
This is a messenger RNA of Stylonychia lemnae, 762 nucleotides long. NCBI's taxonomy places the organism in Eukaryota, Ciliophora, Spirotrichea, Sporadotrichida, Oxytrichidae. The record is from the annotation of a GenBank genome assembly.